CGGGUGAGACAGUGAAUAUUUAACAAAAUAAGUUUUGCUGUGUAAAUGUGGACAACCCUAAUGUACUCGUAGUUUUGUUUCAAGAAGCCUGUAGUCCACAAUAGGUGGUGCAUAAAAAAAAAUCGAGGUGGCAAGCUAAUUUUUGGUAUACUGGUCCAUUUUGAUGUUCUGAAAACAAAUCCGAGGAGUUCCCUUCUGUGCCGGGUGAGCUUUCCCCCAAAUUGUGGAUCUUUGCCCCCCCAAUUGGGGUUUGACCAAAAUCUCAUGAAAAAAAUGUCGGAUCUAAUCUAUGUAUUUCGAGAUCAUCAUCAUCAUCAUCAUCAUCAUCAUCAUCAUCAUCAACGUCAUAGUCGCAAGCGACUAGUGUGUCCCCAAUAACGACCACCACUCCUCUCUGUCUUGAGCUAGUGUGGCCGCAGUCACAACUGAGCCAACUAUUUUCCGGAGAUCUUCCUCUGCCUCGUGUUCUGGGCACCUUGCCAAAGAGAAUUCCCUAUUCAAUGUUUACGGUCCUCUUCUGGCUACAUGUCCAAAAUAACUCAUUAUCCUGGUUUCACAUAUUUUAUUUCGCCUGGUUGGUUCUUGCAGUUGUUCCACAAUUGAUGCAUUUGUUUAGUGCACAUAUCUUCAACAUCCUGCGCCAUACCCACAUCUCAAAGGCAUCAAUUCUUUUUUGACCAUCUUGCUUCAAUGUCCAGGUCUCCGCUCCAUAUAAGAAAACUGGAAAAGCUAGCUUCCUGAUUAGUCUCUUCCUCAUUUUUAUGGAGAUUUUCUGGUUGGUAGUGACUUUUCUCAACUGAGACAUCGCUGCUUUUCCAAGAGCUAUUCUUCUUCUAAUUUCCUUGGCUGAUCCUCCAUCAGCAUCCACAAGUGAACCCAAAUAAAUAAAUGAGUUCACUUUUUCAAAUUCAUUCAGGGCUUCGGAUUCUGGUAAGUAUCCAGCUCUAUUAACAACCAUGACUUUGGUUUUCCCCACAUUUAUGAGGAGUCCUAGGUCCUCACUGACCAUCCUGACCCACCUGAUCAAUUCUGCCAGUUCCUCUUCAUUUGCAGCUAUUAAAGUAGUAUCAUCAGCAUAAUGGAGAUUGGAGAUUCUUCUUCUUCCUAUCAUGACACCACCUUCCCAGUUCUCCAAAGCUUUUUGCAUGAUGUACUGGCCAUUGAUGUCAAACAGUAGAGGUGAGAAUAUGCAGCCCUGCCUAACUCCCCAUUGUGGAUGAGGGUUGGUGAAAAUUGAACGUUUCAAAUUGCACGUGAAAAAUUGCAUGUGAAAAAUUGCACGUGUGAAAUUGUACAUAUACAAUUGAACGUGUGUGAUAAUAGAACGUUUACAGCGUUCAAUUAUUAUGUUCAACUAUCCGUAUUGUUCUGAAAAGGCUAAAAAUGAAGUUCAGUCCCUAUAAUUUUGGUCAGUGCACAUUGAGCACCCUCUCAACCGUUUUAGGGAGUUGUCGCAAAAUUCAAUGAGUCCGAUUUCAAAUGUAAAUUUUUUAUCUGCUCAUAAAUUCCAGAAAAAAAAUGAAAAAAAUUCAAGUAAUACUGUAAAUUUAACAAGCAGUCAAUUUCAGACAGUUUCAACCUGUUCAGGAGCUGGUAUCCAUAUUUUGAACGUUCAAAAGUUGAUUUAGAUGGUUUUUAUGGAACUUUGUGAAAAUCUGAAAUCUCUAAAAUACAAUCGGAGGUUCCAGUUCCAGAACGCCUUGAAACCAUCUCCAAUUGAGUCAGCAUGUUGAAGUAAAUUUUACCUUUUCACCUUCUUUGAGUAACAUUUUGCGAAAAUUUCAACUUUCAAAAAUUUGCUGGAGGCUCCAGAACUGCUCAGAACGUUUCAAAACUGUAUUUUGGGUUGGUGAAAAUCUCACAUUAUUAAAUCAUUUUCAGACGUUAAAUUUGCAGACGUUCUAUUUUCACAUGCGUGCAAUUAUCACACACAUUCAAUUGUAUACAUGCAAUUUCACACGUGCAUUUUUCUUACGUGCAAUUUGUUGGUCCCUGUGGAUGAAACGAAUUCAACUCUUCUCCACCUACUCUCACCAUCAUCUCAUUCUUGUCAUACAGCAAUUUAAUCAGCUCAAUUAGGUUCUCUGGAACUCCCAUCUCACAUAGUAUCUCAUGUAGCUUUGUCCAAUUGACACAGUCAAAGGUGUUUGAAUAGUCAAUGAAGCAUAGUACCUCAGGAAUGUUGAAUUCACAGAAUUUUUCACAAUUAUUUGUCUGAAGUUCAAAAUCUGCUCUCUUGUACUCUUCCAAGCAUAAAACCUGCCUGUUCAGAUGGAAUCUGCAUAUGCAAGUAUGCCUUGAUCCUAUUGUUGAUUAUUUGGAGCAUCACUUUACUGGCAUGUGGAAUCAGGGCUAUUGUGUGAUAGCAUAAUUUUUCAUAUCACUUUUCUUGUGUAGCGCAAUUAGCACCGAUUUGCAACAAUCUUCUGGCCAUUCUCUUUUGCGCUAUUAUGUUGUUGCAUAUCUUCCAGAUCACUUUCUCUGCUUUCUUACCCAUGGACUGUAGUAUGUAUCUCAGUGUUAAUACUGUCACAUGCAGGCACUUUGCAUUUUCUUAAUGCCUUGUUGGAAUCUCUUACUUUUGAUAUCCAGCUCUUCUACACUAUCCACUUCAAUUUCUGGUACUUCAUUGUUGUUUGGGCUCUGUGGUUCACUCCAAUAUAGCUUGCUGUAAUACAAUCUCCAGUUCUUCAGAAUCUUAUUUGAGUUCCAUGCAACUCUACCAUCCUUAGCUGUGAUUUCACUUAAUUGUGGUUCAAAAUUUCUGGUGAUCUGUUUUAUAUUCUUGAACAGUAUGCUUGAUUCGUUGUGGUCAGCAUAUUCUUGAAUUUUUCUCAACAUCUGUUCAGGUAGGCUUCUCCAUCUUUCCUACAAUUUCUAUGGAUGCACCUAUUCAAGGCUUGGAACUUGUUAACAUUUCCUUCCAGUUUUACUUUUCUGCAUUCUUCUAUGAGCUUCAAUGUUUCUUCCAACAUCCAUGGUCUACAUUUUAUGAGUUCUUCCUGCCUAUUCUUCAUCGCCGAAUCGCGUUUCUUUUAGAUUUCCACCUUCCCAUAAGAUAUUUGGGUCCUCUUCAUCUACGUGAUCAAUAUUUAUUCCGGCAGCAAGUCUUUUCCUUUCUUGGUUGGUAAGGCGUUUGUGAUUUUUGUUUGUCGUUUUUUCCCACUGCGAAGACACAAUUUAAUCAAAGUCACCAGCAAUUGGUGAUCCGAUGCUACAUCUGCUCCAGGAUAAGUCUUGGAUUGUGUUAUCGCCAACUUCUACCUCUAAUAUGAGCAAAAUUAUGAAUGUUCCCCACCCCCAUGUCUUACACCCUACCCUCACCAAAAAACCAACUCCACCAGAUUCGAAAACUCUACGACCUUGAAAACAUAUCAAUCGACAUAUUACUUGAUAAUACCACCAAAAUUUGAAAUUUCCCUAUCCCCACUCAGUACUCACCUCCCGCCCCUGCCAAAAAAAAUAACUCCAGGUUUGGAUUCUACGACUUCAAACACAAUAUAUAUUAUUAUACUUCUUUGAAAAUUUGAAAAAUGGCCCAUGAUAAAAUCUAGUUUAGGCCUGGGUACACCUUAUUUUUGACAUCAAUUCCAAGAUUUUCAAAAAAUUAACUUUAGCAUGUACUGUGCAGAGUGAAUUUUGGCUUUCCAACUCCAUGUGAUGAAAUUUUGUAUACAUUUCAAGUUUAAAAAAUUUACUGGAGGCUCCAAAACCACUUGAAAUCCACCUGCAGUCAACUUCACAGCGUAUUGAAAUUAGUUUGCAGAAUGAAUUUCGGAUUUCUAACUUCAUUUGAAUGUUUCAAAAAUUUGCUAGAGGCUCUAGAACUGCUCAAAACCUCCAUAAAAAACUGCAACAAAAGUAAAAUUAAGUCUUCCGAUUUUGCUCAGUUUUUUUACAAGUUUCAGUUCUCGUUGAUGGUUCGCUGAAAUUUCUGUCCUCAAUACUUUCGAGCGGAAAGUGGUGAAUCUAAUACCUAUUUUCACUUUGUAAAUUGUAGUAUGUACUGUCGAACGUUGUAGGCUCUUAUCUCAAUAUUGGUUGAGCUUACACAUAUGUAGUUCAUAUCUGUUUGUAGAGUUUUAAAAGGAAGGUAUAGUACCUACAUAAAGUAUAUGGAAUACUGAAAUUCAAUCUUUCAGACUUAUAAAUACAUAGAUUACGUAUCAGAUGAUUGACUGAUUGGCAAAUAAUAGCUCUUAGCAAUGAGAUAAGUACAUGCAUGCUUGGUAAGUAGGUAUACGUACUGACGUGAAAUGAACAUCUCCAAGUGGCGUAGGAGAAAGAUACCUACAUUUUUGUUGUCAUAAGUUUUUCAGUCAAAGAUCUUCGAUGGAAAGCCACGUUGCUGUUUUCUGGUUUUUCGUUAUUUGUAAUGUUAUGUCCUGUUUGACGCUACCAAAAUCUGAUCAUGAGGACAACGUAAAGUGGCUCCAUUCCGUUUUGGGGCGUAUCGGUUAUUUCGUAAACCCAGAUUAUCCGACAAAUUGGAUGGUAGCCUGUUCCGUAUUGGCAACAAAACAUAAAAGUCUUGAACAACGAAUUCAAUCACUUGAGAAACAACUUCAAGGCCGUGAAAAAGAACUUGAAGACAGUGAAAAACGACAUCAAGACAGUGAAAAACGACAUCAAGACAGUGAAAAACGACAUCAAGACUGUGAAGAACAACACCAAGGGCGUGAAAAAGACCUUGAAAAAAAUUUGCAAAAAUCUCGAGAACAAUGUCUCAUGUACGAAGUAGUUUUCAUAAUACGAAAUGACCUACUAGUAUUUAUGGAAGACAUUUUCAGAGCUCAACACAUAUUUCCGGUAGAAUCAAAAGACAUAUUGGCUGAUCUGAAGAACACUCCUUCCGAAUACCCAGAAACAAUCACACCUGCGUGUUUGGAAUCAAUAAAACAGCUACCGAAUGAUACGAACGAGCAUACUCUGAUUUGGCUGCAUUUCCUCGCAUUCUCAGACCAGGUUUUGCCUUCCAGAAUGCGCGAUGCAUUGUUAAAUAAUACGAUCGACGCCCUCGUAUUUUGCACAUUUAUUGGAGAUAUUUUCCAGAAGAUUAGUCCGUUUGAUCGGUAUGCUCGAUAUCCGAUGAUUAAUGCGAAUGCUCAGAAUGCUGAACUUAUCCAUAAAGGAAUGACUAUGUUUGGAAUUACGUGUGAUAAGAUGCUGGAGUGUAUUACGGUUCUAUUUAAAAUACCCAAUAUGGCGACGAUAUAUAAACCUAGUUCGACGCGUUCGAAAAAGUACACGAUUACUACCAAAGCAUUUGAAUACCUAUCUGUCGAAUCUUGAAUAAAUUUUUUGCACUUUGUU
This is a messenger RNA of Planococcus citri (citrus mealybug), 5313 nucleotides long. RefSeq lists its product as uncharacterized. The transcript has 2 exons. NCBI's taxonomy places the organism in Eukaryota, Metazoa, Arthropoda, Insecta, Hemiptera, Pseudococcidae. The record is from RefSeq and is a predicted model, not a curated record. The coding region runs from base 4333 to 5292 and encodes 319 amino acids.